This is a messenger RNA of Malurus melanocephalus (red-backed fairy wren), 5127 nucleotides long. It is a transcript of the gene RAB3C, whose product is annotated as RAB3C, member RAS oncogene family. The record is from RefSeq and is a predicted model, not a curated record. Gene Ontology annotation, molecular function: GTPase activity; GTP binding. Gene Ontology annotation, cellular component: endosome; plasma membrane; synaptic vesicle. NCBI's taxonomy places the organism in Eukaryota, Metazoa, Chordata, Aves, Passeriformes, Maluridae. The transcript has 5 exons. Gene Ontology annotation, biological process: protein secretion; protein localization to plasma membrane; regulation of exocytosis. Bases 13 to 747 code for a protein of 244 amino acids.
GAGUGACCAUCUAUGAAUUAUAGAGCAAGAGAAAGAAUGAUCAUGAGUUUGUCUUUUGAUGACAUCGAAAACAACUCAGAGGACAGUAUGGCAUCCGUUCAAGAUUCCAGAUAUGGCCAGAAAGAUACAUCUGACCAGAACUUUGAUUACAUGUUCAAACUGCUCAUUAUCGGCAACAGCAGUGUUGGAAAAACCUCCUUUUUAUUCCGAUAUGCUGAUGAUUCCUUUACAUCUGCAUUUGUAAGCACGGUUGGGAUCGAUUUCAAAGUCAAAACGGUUUUCAAAAACGAAAAAAGAAUUAAGCUACAGAUUUGGGACACAGCAGGCCAGGAGAGAUACAGAACAAUUACCACAGCUUACUAUCGAGGUGCAAUGGGCUUCAUUUUAAUGUAUGACAUCACUAACGAAGACUCUUUCAAUGCUGUGCAGGAUUGGUCAACUCAAAUCAAAACCUACUCUUGGGAUAAUGCCCAGGUUAUUUUGGUUGGCAACAAAUGUGACAUGGAGGAUGAACGGGUAAUCUUCACUGAGAGGGGAAAACAUUUAGCAGAGCAACUUGGAUUUGAAUUUUUUGAAACAAGUGCCAAGGAAAACAUUAAUGUCAAGCAGACGUUUGAGCGACUUGUGGAUAUCAUCUGUGACAAAAUGUCAGAAAGUCUGGAGGCGAAUCCCACCAUUGCUGCCAGCAGCCAGAACACACAGCUAAAGGACACCCCUCCUCCACAGCAGCCCAACUGCAGCUGCUAAUGCAGCUAUCAGCAAACGCAGCUCCAGUUUGUUCUGUUGCCAACAGAGUGUCUGUGAAUGGUCUAUAUGCCUUUAUUUACACUGUCUUAUUGAUUUAUUUGAGAGAACAGUCUUGUUUUACAUCAUCAGCUGUUUGAAUAUGCAUAUGGAGAUGGAGCAGUUAUUAGCCUGAAAGGAUGAUCCACAUUUUAGAAUCUGACUUUUGCAUGCAGGGUAUAUAGUAACUUCUCUUCUCUUUUAACUGUUUUACAUCACGCUUCAGCUGGUGUCAUGUCCUCAGAUCAUGUUUGCAUAGAAUUGUCUCUUGCUUCAUGAGUUUCAAGUUAUAUUAGCUGAAUCUUUAGGGUAGUGGUCAGGGUGUUUUGAGUAAGCUUCCUGAUGCUGCUGUACAUUUUACUUACUGAAAAUGAAUUUAGAAGUAUUCCUGUAGUGAGCCAAUCCCUCAUCCUGUCCAGAUCAAUUGCUGGAGCACAUUGCCUUGGCAAAUGUACACUCAUUAUGUUAAACAGCCUGGCUGACUAGAAACUGCAGAAAUUAGAAAGAAAUUAGUUAAUGGGCCCAAARCCACAAAAAUUCCCUGUGAAUUUCCAGUUGGAUGUGGAUAUUCAGUCCAGGCUCUCAGAGAUAUUAGAUAAUUGAUCCUGUUUGGACAGCUAUUGUAUUUACUUUUACAUAUGACCUGCAUGUCUAUCUAAUAAUUGUCUGAAACUGGACUUAAUGUCUCAUUCCAUUGUUAUGUCUUACCUCCCCCUGUAGUGGAAGGCUGGCUAGCUCUUUCCAUUUUUGCCUGCAUGAGAUAUUAACCACAUAGUGCUAUAUUAUGUCAGGCAAAGACAAAUAAUUGUGCUCGGUUGUUCAUAGCCAAAAACUGCCUUGUCACAUUGCUGUCAAACCUGCAUGCUUCAGUUUUCAGGAAUUUCCCAUUCAGUCACUGAGACAGCUACCACCACACUGGCUACGAAAGUCUGCCUUUUACUCAGACCUGUUGCAGAAGUGCUGAUGGUGUCAGUGAACUGAAGUUUGACCUCAUUUUUCCCCCAUUUAUUUUAGCAAGACAAUUAUGAUUUUUAAAACUUUAGGAGUAGUAAAAACCUGUCAACAUUCGUAGUCUUAGGCCAAAUACACUCAAAAGUUCAGCAAAAGGCUGUGAAGAUGGCAGAAUAAAGUACACAGAUUCUUUUUUUGAUACAGUUAAAAUAGUUAAAAUAGUUAUAUUUCACUCCGUUUUUACUCCUCUUGUAUUGGUGGAAAUUUCUUAUAUCUGUGCCCUGAAGUACUCUGUACGACUGCUUUACUUGCAUCAUAGUGACCUUCUUUAACUAAAAAGCAUAAUUGAAGAAGCAUUGAUUGUUUUAUUUUUCCAAUUAGACAAAAUUUAAGACAAGGCUGACAUUAUUUAAACUGUCAGCAAUGGGAUAAAUCUGAAAAAAAAUCCCCAAAAAUUGGAAGUAUCAAUGGUACACCAAAUGACUCACAAAAGCAAAGAAAUACUUCUGUACAGAUUAUGUUUGUUAAAAGUAAUUUAUAUAACUCCUGAUACACACUAAGAUAAAAUGGUUACUUUUUUGUGGAUUAUUUUAUGUAGAUUAUUUAAUUAGCAUCACACUCUGAUACAGUAAAAAUUACUUYCAAACAAGGCUUAUAGACACAUGUAAAAUGGAUUUGCCAGGAGAAUGUUACAUGGGCUGCCAAACUUAAGUGAAUAAAUGUUCUUUCUUCAGUCUGGGUUUUAAAACCAUGUCUGUCCUGUUAGCUAGUUUACUUAAGCACUUUUUUUCCCUUGUAGACAUGGAGACUGAUUUACCUCCAUGAAGAGAAAGCACCCUCCUCUUUAGGGCGAAUGUGUAGCCAGGUCAAAGAGGCAUGUGCUAUCCGAACCAUGAUCCUGUCUCUCUCCAGGGUGUUGUUGCUUUUCCCCCUGCCAAGAUAGCAUGUUGCUAACUGUGCUGAGAGACUUUCACUGGUACCUUUUCACCCACAAGGUACCUACUGAUCUGAAAAGAGAGAAGCAAUGUAAGGUUGAGGAAGCUUCAUUUGAGAUGGUUGGUGGGAAGUUUUCCUUGCUUUUCUUGUUGUUUCAGUGAUUCCUGCUCGAGACAAAAAAAGCAGGAAAGCCUUGAGACAGAAUGCGUCAGCUCUCAAGUGCUUUAGACAAAUUUUAGGUUGCAUUAUUAGUCUGAACCAUCUCAGGCAAGGGGAGGAGAGAUAUAAUCACGUUGUCAAUGAGCUUAGGCAUAUCCUGGAUCAUGCAGCUUGGCUAGAAGUGCAAGUAUCCUUCCAGCUUUGCUCUGAGAUGCUUGCUGUGAAAUGGUCAUCUCCUGUGCAAAAUGCAACAAGGAAGAAGGGCUUCAAGAUGCCCCUUGCUGCAUCCACACUUUGCUUGUAUUCCCUUGCAAUGAAUUUUAGACCCUCCCUGCCUGCUUAUGACCAUUUAGACUCUUAAUUGGUGGUAGAAAUACAUUAUUAGCAUAUAUAUUUUUAAACAAAUUGAGUGGUAGCUAAUUCAUUACAUAAAGGGGAUUAACUGCUUUUUAUUUUGCAUCAGGAGUCUGGGCAGAAGAGUUACAGCAAAAUAUAAGAGGAAGAACCUCUGCUCCAUGUUUCUGAGGCAACUAACCUCCCAGGCCUCCACAUAUAUUUGGCCUUCUGUAUGGGAUGUGGUGGCUGGAAGAAGCAGUUGUCAGAGUAAUGUUGUUCCUUAGAGUGCCAAAAAUGUGUUAAAAGGAAAAAGCUCAUCUGAAGUACAGCAGCAGAACGAGUCAGUAUCAAAAUCUCCUAGAAACUUUGUACUAGCACUCAGACAUUUUUACAGAGUUCAGAAUUAGAUUAAUUUUUAAAAUGCUCAGAUUAAAUACUUGGAGUUUUUCAAGACUGUUUAAAACCCUGGGAAAACUGCUCAGCCCUCUCAACUGACACUGUUUUGAGUAGAAGGUUGGAAACCAUGACCUGCUGAGGUUCCAUCAAACCAAAUUUAUCCUAUCAUGACUGAAAUUGAAAAUGCAUGGAAGUUCAAGCAGACCUUUUCUUAAAAAUCUGGGUUACCUACUCUUGGAAAAGUAGGCUUUGAUUCUUCAGCUGAGAUUUAUCCUCUUGAAAAGAUAGAGUGAUUGAUAUGGAGAACGUGUUAAAUUUCUGAGAGAUGAGAUGCCUUUGGGCAGAGGGUCYUGAGCUCCACAGUGCCAGCUGAAGCUGAACUAAUAGUACACAACCCAUUUUCCAAGUUAUGAUCUAGACAAAAAUUUACAGCAGCAGGCUAAUCCUGUACAUGAGCAAUGCACCAGCCUUACCAUACUCUGACAACGUGUUUCUUGCUGCACCUUCAAGCUGCUGGUCAGGAAAUGCCUUGGGAGCAUCCAGGAGCUGGGGAUUGAUUGAUUCCUGUGGUGUCUCUGGCACAAACCUGCCAAACAGCUAACCAGCCCUKCUGGGUUGAACUUUCAGAUGCAUGUUUUUGAUUAUUUUAAGAGUUCACAGAUUACAAGUGCAACUGACUUAAUACUGUAUCUGUUAUUUUUGGUGAUGGUGAUUAAUUUUGAUUCCUUUGGUGUUUUAAAUAUAUAUGUACUAGCCUAAUUYUCUGUCAAAAAGUACUCUUUCUCUCUGAACAGCUGUGUAAGUGACUGUUAUCUGGAACUGUUUGUUCCUAUGUGCUUAUACUUAAUGUAAUGUCUGGAGAAAAUUACCUGAGUAACUACAUCUAUGUGGCCUUUUCCAGAGCACCAGUCUGAAAGAUUUUCCUCCCAGUCUGCUCAGCUCUGAAUAUUCAGCUGUUCCACCUGCACCUUCUUUAUUUUAGAAAUGAAGUGCUAUUUCAGGAUGCACAAAAUUUGGUGGAGUUUGAUCCUAACUUUGAGAAUACUUUGAGUUUUCCAUUUUUAGGGAAAAAAGUCACAAAAAUUCUACAUUUGAUGGUUAUAAAUUUGUUUCUUCAGAGGAGACAAAUGAUGCUGCAGUUCCAAGAGAACCCUUCCAAACUCCGCCCCUCCCCAGCUAUUGUUUUCUGUAUUUGUUUUUUGAGAUGUAUAUUUUAUCAUUGGCAUUUUUGGCAACAUUUGGCAACUAAAUUUCUGUUCAGCUGACAGACCAAUUCCUCCUUGGCCUGUUUCCUAUAGACACACAAUUUAUGAGUCUAGCUCUUUGCAUGACAGAUUUAGCGAUGUGAGACCAUCAGUUUGAGUCCUCAUAGGUAAACUCUCAGGGGGUGUAAAGCAACAUGCCUUCACUUAUGCCAAUAGGGGAAUAAAUUGUGUUAAGUUGUACCAUUUAAUUAUUUAAGGGUAAAUGCAGUUUUCCUUUGCAAAUUCAGCUUCUUUGUUUUUUUUUCUUUUGUUUAUCCAUGGAUGUUCAGUGAAGCAGGAUUCCUGACUACACAUGUAUUAG